GCUUGGCGGGGGCCGGGCUGCCCGAGAGCGUGAUUUGGGCCGUCAACGCGGGCGGGGAGGCGCAUGUGGACGUGCACGGGAUCCACUUCCGCAAGGACCCUUUGGAAGGCCGGGUGGGUCGAGCCUCUGACUAUGGCAUGAAACUGCCAAUCCUGCGUUCCAACCCCGAGGACCAGAUCCUGUAUCAAACGGAGCGGUACAACGAGGAGACCUUUGGCUACGAAGUGCCCAUCAAGGAGGAGGGGGACUAUGUGCUGGUGUUGAAAUUUGCCGAAGUCUACUUUGCACAGUCCCAGCAGAAGGUAUUUGAUGUGCGACUGAACGGCCACGUGGUGGUGAAGGACUUGGAUAUCUUUGAUCGCGUGGGGCACAGCACAGCUCAUGAUGAAAUCAUCCCGAUGAGCAUCAGGAAGGGGAAGCUGAGCGUCCAGGGGGAGGUGUCCACCUUCACCGGGAAGCUCUACAUCGAGUUCGUCAAGGGGUACUACGACAAUCCCAAGGUCUGUGCUCUCUACAUCAUGGCCGGGACCGUGGACGAUGUACCAAAGCUGCAGCCCCAUCCAGGACUGGAGAAGAAAGAGGAGGAGGAGGAGGAGGAGGAGUACGACGAAGGGUCUAAUCUCAAAAGACAGACCAACAAGAACCGGGUGCAGUCGGGCCCACGCACGCCCAACCCCUACGCCUCGGACAACAGCAGCCUCAUGUUUCCCAUCCUGGUGGCCUUCGGAGUCUUCAUUCCAACCCUCUUCUGCCUCUGCCGGUUGUGAGAACAAAGUACCGUCCUGAACAGGGUGGAGGGGUGUGGGAAAGAAACCAAACGCGUUUUGGGUUUCUGUAUUUUUCACAGUGAUUAACAAAAACAGACAAAGACAUACACACACACACAUAAACACACACACACACACACACACACACACACACACUUAAAGGAGAUGAAAAGAGGCAGAGUGAGGAGAGAGUGGCCCUCAUCCACCGCCUGGUUGCAGACCUGCUCGGGUCUUAGCUCUCUGUGUAGCAGUCUCCUGCUGCCUCUUCCUCUCUAGGGUACGUAGGGUAGACCGGCUCCUCCCUGGUCAGGGGUCCUUGUCUGUACACCCAGUGGAAAGGACUCUGGACUCAGAGCAGACACGGUUCCUUUUCUUUAGGUUAGAAAUUAACAGCAGGGCAAUGUCAUCUUCUUACCCGCAAAGACCAGUGCUGGGAGUUGGGUGUGUUCUGAAGUUUUGUCCAGAUAAGUUUUCAGAUGUCCUGGGAUUGAGAGUGGAGUGUGUGUGUGUGUUUGUGUAAAGGUGUGUAACUUGUAUGAUAAAUUUUAAGACAGAAGGGGGAUUAAAAACAAGAAAAGUAGGCGCCUCCUCACUUGGAAGCCUUUCUGGUUUUAACCCAGCGAUGGUUCCACCUUAAGUGUCGAGCUUUGUCGUUGCUCGUCUCCCUGACGCGUGCUAGUGAGAGGACUGUCUGGUAUCCGAGACAAUUAGUUUAUGUCAGGUCCUCAAGUUGCCUCUGACUUCUUACCGCAACCGAUCAUUUUGAUUUCGGUGCCUGUUGGGGACUUGAUUUCCUCUCUCUCUCUCUUCUUUUUUCUUUUUGUCUUAAUCUGGCUCAGUUGAAAUCUCUUUUCUCACUCAACCAUCCUGCUAAGUUAUUGCCAAGAAGGGAAGGAGACUCGGGGAUUUGGGGUUCCCUCUGCUUGAAUGUCUUACCCUCCACCACCUCACCUUACUGGUACCUCCCUCCCUGGAUCUCUGAGCCAGCAGCCAGGAGGACCUGACCCAGCAGUUCUUUUACUGGCCCCUCCGUAGGGUCUUGCUGCCAGGGGACAGGGAUGCUUUCCAGCCUGCAGCAACAGAACACUUGACCUUAAAAGUCUCUUCUAGUCUUUGGAUUAGAAAAGGCUUAUGUUAGCAUAACUUAAGAGCAACCUCAGAGACUUGAGCCCUACUAAGUGACUGACCACUGUUGAGAGUACCUAGUAUCUAACGUUCAUUUAUUCCCAUGCCCCUCUGCAUCACAGCCAACCGGUUUUGGUUUAUGCAGAGAGCUGCCCCCAGGAGCUAGACUGACUGUCUGUAUCUGGCCCAGUGAUGCCUCUCCCUGACCUUAAUGGUGUGCCCCCUGGUCCUCUCAUUUACCUGUCCAGGGCACAGCCAUGUUCUUGGGGUGACAGGGCUGAAAGAUUGCCAGUCAGCCGUAGUUCUGGCAGCUCUGAAGCCACCCUUAGCAUCUCGGUGUCUGUCUUGAAUUCCCUGAGAACAUCUCUGCAGGAAAUGAAGCUUCCUUGUUCCCUUCCUUUCUGGUCCCCGCCAUCCUUUUCCCAAGUAGGGUAGCAAUGAGGGAGGACCCCACUGAGCUACAAGGAAUUAUAUGGAUGGAAGGAUUAGCUUAUGCUUGGGCCAGAGCAGCCCAGAGUCUCAGGCCAGGCCCAUCUUUUUGAAAUGUGUUUGAUUUUGAGUUUUGUCUUUUUAAAUAUGUUUUCCAAGAACUCCAUAUAUUUGAACUGCUCAUUAUGUGACAAAGUAAAUAGCUCUUAGGCUCA
Molecule: messenger RNA, 2536 nt
Organism: Vicugna pacos (alpaca)
Lineage: Eukaryota; Metazoa; Chordata; Mammalia; Artiodactyla; Camelidae
Gene: MLEC
Product: malectin
Cellular component (GO): membrane
Molecular function (GO): carbohydrate binding
Source: RefSeq, a predicted model, not a curated record